Messenger RNA from Paramecium sonneborni, 279 nucleotides. Lineage: Eukaryota; Ciliophora; Oligohymenophorea; Peniculida; Parameciidae. The record is from the annotation of a GenBank genome assembly.
AUGGGAUAGAUUUGCAAGAAGUAUGAUAUAAAAGAAGUUGAUAAAAGUGAAUUAAAGAUUGAAUAAUCUCCUUAAAAUAAAGAUAUAAAAUUUAUAGAAGAUUUUGAAUUUAUUAGUGGUUUGAAUAAAGGAGAAUCUUCAAAAAAAAUAAGCAUACAAUCAUUCUAACAUAAAAAUAAUAGCAGUAACUACCCUUAUGGUGAAUCAAUGUAUUAAGGAUCUCUUUUUAGUGUUGUAACUCCAGAUUUCAGUGCAAUUUCUUCUAAAUUAAUUUAGUGA